GCGGUUUCCUCAGAUUCACCUGCAGUGGGGGCAUGGUAGGUGAUGCUGCGGGCAGGAUAGAGCGAGAGCAAAGCUGCAAAAUCAUGACAAGAAGAAGUGGACGUCAGCAGAGAUCUGAAAAUGUGCAGAAAGGCAAAGUAAAUAAGCAAUGCAACAGAAAAAAGUUUCAGCCUCUGUCAAAGCUGCAGUGUGAGAAGAAUGAGCUGGUACAUGGAGGUGUUACCAAGCCUUCUGUUCUCAUCAACAGUCUUGAGAAAGGAGUAAAACUGGACCUUGUAGAUGCUGAUUUGGUUUCAGGAGAAUCUUUGACUCAGUCGACAUCUCUACCUCACCUCAGAUGGGGUUCGUCUCAAGAUAUGUGGUUGAAGAUGGUCAUAAGGGAACAAAAUUACACACACAGCAAAAAUUUUAUGCAGAAACACCCAAAUUUAAAACCGGGAAUGAGAUCGAUCCUGCUUGACUGGUUGAUUGAGGUAAGUGAGGAGUACACUCUUCACAGGCAGACGUUCUACCUUGCUCAGGACUAUUUUGACCGCUUCAUGCUGACCCAGGACAACAUAGAGAAGAACCUUCUGCAGCUCAUCGGGAUCACUUGUCUUUUUAUAGCAGCAAAGAUGGAGGAAGCCUGUCCUCCAAAGCUGUCACAGAUGGCCUACAUAACAGCAGGGACCUACUACGAGGAGGAGAUUCUUCAAAUGGAGUUAAUUAUUUUAAAGGCACUGAGGUGGAAACUUUGUCCUGAAACAGCCGUGUCGUGGUUGAAGCUUUACUUCCAGAUGGCUUCAAUGAACAUCAAGUCUGACCUGCUGGAGCAGCAGUUUUCACAGGACGUUUACAUACAAAUGACACGACUCUUAGAUCUGUGUAUCCUCAACAUAAACUCUCUGGACUUUGAGUAUCGAGUGUUGGCUGCCUCAGUCCUGUGCCAUUUCAUUCCACAGGAAACAGCUGAAAAAGUUUCAGGUCUUUCAAAAGACGCCAUCCAACCAUGUGUGAACUGGAUGGCCCCCUCUGUGGAAUUGAUGAGCCAGUCUGAUAAAAUGAUGGGAAGAGAUUUUGUUAAAGUCAAGGAAGAGGACAGACACAACAUCCAGACCCACACAGACUACUUGACCAUGCUCGAUGUUGUUCAUCAAAAGGAAGUGAAGAUCCAGUUCCCCACUCCUCCCAGCAGCACAGAAAAAGCCGGCACACACUGAGCAACAAGGGGUCUGAAGUGAGUGUGAGCAAAGAGGACACAGGGUUCAAGUCCCACUGACAACAAAAACUCCUGGUUACUUGAACAGCUCUGUUUACAAGAAAAAGAGUCUGGAUGGGAGUUAAAUUCUUACAGGUGGGAGUGAAAUGUGUGAUAACUGGGAUUACAGGUGUUAUUUUAAAGAAUCUUAAUUUUGGUCAGUUAUUUUGCUCGAUUUUUAGCUGUUUUUAAACAAUGUGCUUUUAAUUCAGAAAAGAAAUGUGUAUAAAAAUGUUGACGCAAGUUUGAAUUACAUCUCUAUGAAUUAUUCUGUAAAGAAGUGGUGUGCAAUUGUUUAAUUUCCUUGUAAAUUAGUCAGUAUUUUUUUAAAUAUUGCUUAACGUUUGUUUUCAAAUGCAGUCAUUUAAAUCUGUACAUGGUGCUCAGCUGAUCUCAAGCAUGCUAAAGAUGAUGGAAAGACGAUCAGUAAGAGUUUGCAUUUUUAAACAGAAGCAUGGACGCCUAUAGCUCUGACCGAAAAACAUGCUCUUUUGUGUUUUCCUGGCACGUUUACCACAGUAAUUUUCAUUAUUCAGGAAAAUGAACAGUGAGGAUUUUUUUAAAGAAUUCAUUGUAAAUGAUAAAGUGUACAAAUGAACAAAUGUAUUUAUUUAGAGAUUUAUUUUCUACCACAAAAUAAAAUUUACAUUCCCCCUCAGAA
Molecule: messenger RNA, 1898 nt
Organism: Cheilinus undulatus (humphead wrasse)
Lineage: Eukaryota; Metazoa; Chordata; Actinopteri; Labriformes; Labridae
Product: G1/S-specific cyclin-E2-like
Exons: 12
Coding region: 33-1199 (388 amino acids)
Biological process (GO): G1/S transition of mitotic cell cycle; regulation of cyclin-dependent protein serine/threonine kinase activity
Cellular component (GO): cyclin E2-CDK2 complex; centrosome; nucleus
Molecular function (GO): cyclin-dependent protein serine/threonine kinase regulator activity
Source: RefSeq, a predicted model, not a curated record